ACGUACGGGCGCGCGCCAUUCUGGGCAGUGUAGUCUAGCCUGGACUCGGACGCCCCCUCGUAUGAAUGGGGCUCCGGUUGACAGCGAACUACAGCUCCUUGACCGGCAGCGUUGGUGGCAGCCGCUGGGAAAAGGGAGACCGUCACGACCCCGGGAGAGCGGCGCUCCAGGACGGUGGUGAUGUUCAGUGCCGCGACGAGGCGGUAGCCGGGCUUCCUGGGGUAGUGGUCUAGUUGGGCGCUUCCUCUGCGCUCUCGCUCCGCUUCCCCUGUCCUGGCCAUGCGCCCGGCCUUCGCGGUGGGCCUGGUUUUCGCAGGCUGCUGCAGUAACGUGAUCUUCCUAGAGCUCCUGGCCCGGAAACAUCCAGGAUGUGGGAACAUUGUGACGUUUGCACAGUUUUUAUUUAUCGCUGUGGAAGGCUUCCUCUUUGAGGCUGAUUUGGGAAGGAAGCGUCCGGCUAUCCCAAUAAGGUACUACGCCGUAAUGGUGACCAUGUUCUUCACCGUCAGCGUGGUGAACAACUACGCCCUGAAUCUUAACAUCGCCAUGCCCCUGCACAUGAUAUUUAGAUCUGGUUCUCUAAUUGCCAACAUGAUUCUAGGAAUUAUCAUUUUGAAAAAAAGAUACAGUAUCUUCAAAUAUACCUCCAUUGCUCUGGUGUCUGUGGGGAUAUUUGUUUGCACUUUCAUGUCAGCAAAGCAGGUGACUUCUCAGUCCAGCUCAACUGAGAAUGAUGGAUUCCAGGCGUUUGCAUGGUGGUUACUAGGCAUUGGGGCACUGACUUUCGCUCUUCUGAUGUCCGCAAGGAUGGGUAUUUUCCAAGAGACUCUGUACAAACAAUUUGGGAAACACUCCAAGGAGGCUUUGUUUUAUAAUCAUGCCCUUCCACUUCCUGGUUUCAUCUUCUUGGCUUCUGACAUUUAUGACCAUGCAGUUCUGUUCAAUAAUUCUGAAUUGUAUCAGGUUCCAGUCAUUGGUGUGACAGUGCCCAUCAUGUGGUUCUACCUCCUCAUGAAUGUCAUCACUCAGUACGUGUGCAUCCGGGGCGUUUUCAUCCUCACCACAGAAUGCGCCUCUCUCACCGUCACCCUCGUCGUGACGCUGCGCAAGUUCGUCAGCCUCAUCUUCUCCAUCUUGUACUUUCAGAACCCUUUCACCCUGUGGCACUGGCUGGGCACCUUGUUUGUCUUCACUGGGACCCUCAUGUACACAGAGGUGUGGAACAACCUGGGGGCCGCCAAAGGCCAGCCUCAGAAGGAGAAGAACUGAGGCCGGCCUGCAGUAGAGACACCAGAGGCUAAUGGGCCGGGGCCUGGCCGCCAUUUCACCUUGGUUAAUGCUGAAUU
Molecule: messenger RNA, 1346 nt
Organism: Odocoileus virginianus texanus
Lineage: Eukaryota; Metazoa; Chordata; Mammalia; Artiodactyla; Cervidae
Gene: SLC35B4
Product: solute carrier family 35 member B4
Biological process (GO): transmembrane transport
Cellular component (GO): endoplasmic reticulum membrane; Golgi membrane
Molecular function (GO): UDP-N-acetylglucosamine transmembrane transporter activity; UDP-xylose transmembrane transporter activity
Source: RefSeq, a predicted model, not a curated record